Molecule: messenger RNA, 2362 nt
Organism: Gambusia affinis (western mosquitofish)
Lineage: Eukaryota; Metazoa; Chordata; Actinopteri; Cyprinodontiformes; Poeciliidae
Product: trichohyalin-like
Exons: 2
Coding region: 67-1857 (596 amino acids)
Source: RefSeq, a predicted model, not a curated record
ACUUACUGUUUCUAGAUUUACUUACAGUGAACUGAAUUUUUUUCCAGUGUAAGAAAGAAACGGAAGAUGGAUUCCCGUCGAUUACCCAGGAGGGUUAUCCCUAUGCUAAGGAAGAAAAAGAAGACACAACCAUCUGAAGAUGUGAACGGCUGUUUGGAAAAUAAAGAACCAAUUUGUUUGGUCAGCAAUGUGGUCAGCAUUCCCGAAAAAUUCAAACCUUCUCCCAAUAAUUCAGGUCCUCUGGAGAACAAGAGACAUCCCGAAAAGGGUAAAAAUGUACAAGGUGCAAGUGAACCAGAUACUGAAAUACCUCAGAUUGCCAGCAAGGGGGACCGUUUUAGCGUGUGCAAAUUGUAUGAGAGAUGUAAAAAUAUUUUGCAUGACAAGCUAGAAGCUAUGAGGCAAAAGAAACCUGCCAAAAAAGCUCUAUCGAAGGAAAAGGAACUUGAAACGGAAGAGCAGGAAUUUUGCCCAAUUGUUACUGUUGCGCAAGAUGCAGAAGAGAGGGAAAAGAGAGCGGUAAAGCAAAAACCUAUGGUAUGGGAUGCCCGAAUUCAAAGUAAGAAAAAGAAGAAGAGGGGAAUGGAGGAAACUAGAAGACAGGAAGCAAAAGCAUGGUGUCCAGUUAGGAGACAGAAACAUUUCAACUUGCCCACAGCUAAAUGCACUGAGGUUUUAGGAAAAGACAAAUAUGAACAGUUUAAAAAGCCCUCGUCAUGUAAAAAAAAAGAGAAACUCGUCAUUCAGGUUACUGAAAAUGCAGACGACCAAGUCAUAAUGCAAUGGCAAAAAUAUAAGAGGGUUAGUGGGCAAAAGGAAGAUGCUAAAUAUGAAUCAGACUGUCCAAAUUACAUGAGUGAGAUGAGACUGCCUGAAAAGUUCAGUUCUCUAGAGGACUGCAAGAAGAUUGUGUAUGACAAUCUGGAGGAUCUAAAGAAGAAAGAAGCUGCCAACCUUGCUCUUUUGGCGGAAAAGAGAUGCAAAGAGAGAGCUAAGUUGCAGCUAGGCCAAAAGAUACGGGACAAACAGGAGAGAGAAAGGAAAGCCAAAAUGAAAAAGUCUCUGACCGACAUGUGGGAUGCCCAAGUUCAAUGUAAACAACAAAAGAAGGAGGUAGAAGCUGAAAUUGAGAGGCAACAAAUGGCUGCCAUUAUGGAGUCAAAUAGACUGGAUCAAAUCGAUAAAUCACUCAUAUAUCAAUAUAACCAGCAAAAGAAGAGGGAGAUGGACAGGGAUGAAAAGCUUCCCAGAUCAGACAAGUUACAGGACGAGACAAAAACUAAUAUGGACACCCCAGACGUAAUGCAGUGGGAAAUGUAUCACAGUGUCACUGACCAAGGAACAGAUUUUCAGUAUGACACUGACUUUCUAGAAUAUGACAGUGACUGUGACAUUUAUGAAAAGGACAGAAGUCGUGAAAUACGUAAAAAAAUAGUCUACGACCAGCUGUCACUUAUACAGAAGGAAGCAGCUAACAAAAGGGCUUUAAUGGAGGAAAAGUUAUUAAAAGAAAAGAAACAUCAGGAAUUUGUACAGCAAAUGCGUGAAAAACUAGAAAAAGAGAAAAGAGCUGCAGCUAUUAAGGCUCUAACUGAUUCGUGGGAUUCCCAGAUCAAACGAAAACAGCAAGAGAAAAAGAAACUUCGUGAGAGUGAAAGGAAAGACAUGCUUUCCUUAUUGGAAUUGGAAAGAGUGUGUGAAAAUCAAGAGAAUAAAAGAACCCAGCUUCCGAAACACAAAAUGACUGUUUAUCAAGAAGUUCAGGAGACUAUAGCAGAAGAAGGACCAGAGAGAAGUUGCUCCAGCUUCUACGUGGGAAGAACAACCUAUUCUGCUGACAAACAUGACGACGCAUAAACCAGCAAUGUCUGCGGACCCUUAACAAGUCGCCAGAAAGAUUUUUUAUUAAUAUCAGUUCUCUCCGGGUGCUCCGGUGUCUCCACAAAACAUGGCGGAAGGAUGGAGAAUAAAUAGAUAGAUAGACAGUGAGAUAGAAAGACACUGUAAUGUGUUCUGCCAGGUGACCCUUUUUAGGGUUAAAGGAUGGCAAGCUUCUGACAACUGGCUGAAGCCAGGAGAACCUGAAAUUCACUCCAUACUGGUCUGGUAGGAGGCUGAUGGUCUGUAGCACCUCCACCCCCCACCCAUCUCACCAUAUGGGCAGACAAUCCAUAAUUCUUCUCUUCUCCAUUGGAAACUUGGACAUUUUCAACUCAAAUGACUGGACAAUCAAACCAUGGACUUUUUAAAUGUGCGUCAGUCAAACAUUGUGUUUUAGAUCUCCCCGCCCCUCUCCGAGCUCCCUCCAGGGAGCCACGCAGUAGGUGGUGGUGUGGGUGCGGAGGUGGCCAUGUGGAACCGG